AUGGAGUGGGGCUGGGGGGAGAGUUGUAGUCUGGGCCUCCCCGGGGCUGGAGCGGCCUGGCCUCCCCGGGCUUCUUUCAGAUCAGAGGAGACGAGAUAAGGAAAGGGAGGUGGGGGGUUCCCUCUGGUGCACGGCUGGGCCCAUUCCUGCCGUCUCGUGGCUGUUAGAAAGGGGCCUCGGAGGCUGUCAUCACUGGGACACGUAUUGUUGAUCACGCCGGGUCCGCCCCGGCCGACCCGAGAGGAAGGCGGCGGGGACCCCAUGCUGGGCUGCAGCAUCGGGGGAGCCUCUCAUUCGUCCCCGGUCCAGCGUCUGCCUUCCUCGUUACUCGCCAUUGGAAGCAAACCCCGCUCUCUCUUGUAAAUCUCAGACCCUCUGGAGCCGACCAUUCCACAAAAUGUGCACUUGCAUUCAGGAUGAAUUUAAUUCAGCUUGUACGUGACCACUGGGUACAUAUACUUGUCCCUAUGGGAUUUGUCGUUGGAUGUUAUCUAGACAGAAAGAGUGAUGAAAAGCUAACUGCCUUCCGGAACAAGAGUUUGUUAUUUAAAAGAGAACUGAGACCCAAUGAAGAAGUCACCUGGAAGUGAAGGCUGUGGCUGAAUUGCAGAAUGGUCACAUUUUUUAAAUUAUCAGAAAAAUAAAAAAACUGAACAAUU
Molecule: messenger RNA, 659 nt
Organism: Eptesicus fuscus (big brown bat)
Lineage: Eukaryota; Metazoa; Chordata; Mammalia; Chiroptera; Vespertilionidae
Gene: NDUFB1
Product: NADH:ubiquinone oxidoreductase subunit B1
Exons: 3
Coding region: 417-590 (57 amino acids)
Cellular component (GO): mitochondrion
Source: RefSeq, a predicted model, not a curated record